Messenger RNA from Zychaea mexicana, 623 nucleotides. RefSeq lists its product as uncharacterized. The record is from RefSeq and is a predicted model, not a curated record. The transcript is spliced from 2 exons. Lineage: Eukaryota; Fungi; Mucoromycota; Mucoromycetes; Mucorales; Lichtheimiaceae. Bases 45 to 434 code for a protein of 129 amino acids.
CCUUCUUCAUUACCGCCUUUUUUCCAAUAAUUAGCUAAUUCGUCAUGGCUGACAAGAUCAAGAACGACAAUAACAAUGGCGAGCAACAAUCUCCUCCUCCGCCACCCUAUAGCCCUAUACCACCAAACGCUCCUGAGCCCUCACGAUCCACACAGCAGCCACAGUAUCGAGCCAUUGUCAUAGAGCAACGUGAGACGCCUGUUGUGAUCCCAAACCGAGAGACUCAGCGCCAGUUCCCCGUCGCGGCUCUCUUUUUCAUAUUUGGAUUUCUUUGCCCGUUCUUUUGGAUCGUAGGCGCAUGUUGCUGUGCCGGCAGCUGGCAGCCGUAUGAAGCAUGGUGGGGUAAUGCAAAUAUGCUGAUGUCUAUCGUCUUUAUCAUGGCUUCGUUGAUAUAUACAGCCGUCAUGUUUGCCACUGGGCACGUACAUGUGUAAAUAACCUUGUAGCAGCCCAAUUUGCCAGACCUUCCUCUACCGCUAUUCCUCCUCCAUACAUUGUCCCUAUUCCUUCUACCAUUUUGAAACGCUUUUAGAAGAACCUUUCAUUAUAUCGUACUUCUUUACCUUCAUUUUGAUGUUGUUGCAAUGUAAUACGGUGUUAAAAUUCAUGUUUGCUCUAGCGAU